CCCGGGCGCAGGCGAGCGGGCGGAGCAGCGGACGGCGCCCAGGCCGCCCCACGCGCCGGGCUCGCGGCGGAGCGCGCCGGACUCGUCGGGGCCCGCGGCCGCCCGCGCCUUUCAAUGGGCAGCUCGCACUUGCUCAACAAGGGCCUGCCGCUCGUCAGACUUUGACCCCGGCGCAGGCUUCAGUGGUCGCCGAGGAUCAGGAGCCUAAGAGCUUUGGUUCGAGACAAUUAAAGACGUGGGAUGAGGAUCCAGUGACAGGACGCGGUUCUGCCUGGAGAUUCUGAAGAUAAAACGCUUUGAAAAGUCGAAUUCAUGGUCGUGGAAGCCGAGCCCAUAUUAAGAAAUGUCAGGCGUCCGACCCCCGAUCAUGAACGGGCCCAUGCAUCCCCGGCCCCUGGUGGCACUGCUCGAUGGCCGGGACUGCACGGUGGAGAUGCCCAUCCUGAAGGACGUGGCCACGGUGGCCUUCUGUGACGCGCAGUCCACGCAGGAGAUCCACGAGAAGGUGCUGAACGAGGCGGUGGGGGCGCUGAUGUACCACACCAUCACGCUGACCAGGGAGGACCUGGAGAAGUUCAAAGCUCUGCGCAUCAUUGUCAGAAUUGGGAGCGGUUUUGACAACAUCGACAUCAAGUCUGCUGGGGAUUUAGGCAUCGCUGUCUGCAACGUGCCGGCGGCGUCUGUCGAGGAGACCGCUGACUCCACCAUGUGCCACAUCCUCAACCUGUACCGCAGGACCACGUGGCUGCACCAGGCGCUACGGGAAGGCACUCGGGUCCAGAGCGUCGAGCAGAUCCGGGAAGUAGCUUCCGGAGCCGCCAGGAUCCGCGGGGAGACCUUGGGCAUCAUAGGACUGGGUCGUGUGGGGCAGGCAGUGGCGCUCCGGGCCAAGGCCUUCGGUUUCAACGUGCUCUUCUAUGACCCGUACCUGUCGGACGGCACCGAGCGGGCCCUGGGCCUGCAGCGGGUGAGCACUCUGCAGGACCUGCUCUUCCACAGUGACUGCGUCACCCUGCACUGCGGCCUCAACGAGCACAACCACCACCUCAUCAACGACUUCACCGUUAAGCAGAUGCGACAAGGCGCCUUCCUGGUGAACACGGCGCGGGGCGGCCUGGUGGACGAGAAGGCCCUGGCCCAGGCUCUGAAGGAAGGGCGGAUCCGGGGCGCUGCCCUGGACGUGCACGAGUCCGAGCCCUUCAGUUUCAGCCAGGGCCCCCUAAAGGAUGCACCCAACCUGAUCUGCACCCCCCACGCGGCCUGGUACAGCGAGCAGGCGUCCAUCGAGAUGCGGGAGGAGGCAGCCCGGGAAAUCCGGAGAGCCAUCACAGGCCGCAUCCCCGACAGCCUGAAAAACUGCGUCAACAAGGACCAUCUGACCGCCGCCACCCACUGGGCUAGCAUGGACCCAGCCGUCGUGCACCCUGAGCUCAACGGGGCCGCCUACAGCAGGUACCCGCCGGGCGUGGUGGGCGUGGCCCCCAGCGGCAUCCCGACUGCCGUCGAAGGCAUUGUCCCCAGCGCCAUGUCCCUGUCCCACGGCCUGCCCCCCGUGUCCCACCCGCCCCACGCCCCUUCUCCCGGCCAAACCGUCAAGCCCGAGGCAGAUAGAGACCACGCGAGUGACCAGUUGUAGCCCGGGCGGAGCUCGACAGCCUCGGCGCGGGCAGGGCGGCGCCCCCGGACGGGCGUGUGCAGAGGCGGCCUGCGGGUGGCCACAGCGCUCCAGAGACUGUCCAGGCGCCGGCGGGGGCCAGGUGGCGCCGGCUUCCCCCGCCCAGCUGUAGGUGCCCUGUCCCGGGGCCAGCCGCUGUCCUGUGUCCUUUGCGUCCUCGUUAAGCAGAAGAAGUUAGUAGUUAAUUCUAUCAUGAAUGUUCUUGUCUGUGUACAGUCUUUAGAACAUUUCAGAGGAUUUGUUUGCUUAGCUGUCAACAGAGAACCCUGAGGGAGCAUUCGGCAGGUCGGUCUCAGACUGCGUCCCGUGUGUGUUGGAACACGCCCCGAAACGAGGCAGUUGGCAAACUUCUCAGGACAACGAAUCCUUCCCGUUUUUCUUUCUACGCCACACAGUGCAUUGUUUUUUCUACCUGCUUGUCUUAUUUUUAGAAUAAUUUAGAAAAACAAAACAAAGGCUGUUUUUCCUAAUUUUGGCAUGAAUCCCCUUGUUCCAAACGAAGACGGCACCGCAGAGUGGCUGCAAGAGAACAGUGCACCUAGCCCUCUGUGCACGGCGGCCGUCGGCAUCUGUCCUGGGGAUGUGAGGGCGCAGCGUCCCGGCCUGCGCGGGUGCCGUCCUGCUGAUGUGGUAGGCUAGCAAUAUUUUGGUUAAAAUCAUGUUUGUGACUGUAACCAUUUGUAUGAAUUAUUUUAAAGAAAUAAAAAUCCCAGAAAGAACCAGCA
Molecule: messenger RNA, 2400 nt
Organism: Zalophus californianus (California sea lion)
Lineage: Eukaryota; Metazoa; Chordata; Mammalia; Carnivora; Otariidae
Gene: CTBP1
Product: C-terminal binding protein 1
Exons: 10
Coding region: 344-1636 (430 amino acids)
Molecular function (GO): oxidoreductase activity, acting on the CH-OH group of donors, NAD or NADP as acceptor; transcription corepressor activity; NAD binding
Source: RefSeq, a predicted model, not a curated record